AUGGGUGGUGUUGAUUUGAUUGACAUGUUAAUUUCAUUGUAUCGAAUUAAUGGCCGUUCAAAAAAGUACUAUACUAAGAUUAUCUUUCAUCUUAUUGAUCUUUCAAUUGUAAAUGGUUGGCUAUUGUACCGUCGCCAUUGUUCACAGCUUAAUAUUCAAAAAAGAGACACCAUGUCUUUAUUAUCAUUUCGUAUAAGUGUUGCUGAAGCUAUGCUUAAAUCUGCACCACCUACACCUUCAACAAAACGUGGUCGUCCAUCUUUAGAUUCAACAUCAAAUGAAAAUAAUCAAACAACAACAUCAAGAGCUGUGCCAAAUUCAAUUCCACCAUCAAGUGUUCGACUGGACAAGUUUGAUCAUUGGCCUAUUCAUACAUCAAAAGGUCGUUGUCGAAAUUUUGGUUGUAUUGGUUAUACAACAAUUUGUUGUUCGAAAUGUCAACUACGUCUUUGCUUGAACGAUAAGAGUAACUGUUUCAAACACUAUCAUCAUUGA
This is a messenger RNA of Rotaria sp. Silwood2, 495 nucleotides long. Lineage: Eukaryota; Metazoa; Rotifera; Eurotatoria; Philodinida; Philodinidae. The record is from the annotation of a GenBank genome assembly.